Messenger RNA from Drosophila teissieri, 2284 nucleotides. It is a transcript of the gene Cyp4g1, whose product is annotated as cytochrome P450 4g1. The coding region runs from base 115 to 1785 and encodes 556 amino acids. Lineage: Eukaryota; Metazoa; Arthropoda; Insecta; Diptera; Drosophilidae. The record is from RefSeq and is a predicted model, not a curated record. Gene Ontology annotation, molecular function: iron ion binding; monooxygenase activity; oxidoreductase activity, acting on paired donors, with incorporation or reduction of molecular oxygen. The transcript has a single exon.
GGCGAUUCACAGUUGAGCGCUGGUGGCUGAUAUAGCAACAGUGCCAUCUUCAGAAGACCAAAAGGGAUUUGCAGCACAGGACCAGGAACCAGGAGCAAAGAGGCAACAGCAACCAUGGCAGUGGAAGUAGUGCAGGAGACGCUGCAACAGGCGGCGGCCAGUUCUUCGACGACGGUCCUAGGAUUCAGUCCUAUGUUCACCACCCUAGUGGGCACCCUGGUGGCCAUGGCACUGUACGAGUAUUGGCGCAGGAAUAGCCGGGAAUACCGCAUGGUUGCCAAUAUACCAUCCCCCCCGGAGUUGCCCAUUUUGGGACAGGCUCAUGUGGCCGCCGGCUUGAGCAACGCCGAGAUCCUGGCCGUCGGCUUGGGUUACCUCAACAAGUACGGAGAGACCAUGAAGGCCUGGCUGGGCAACGUCCUGCUGGUGUUCCUGACCAAUCCCAGUGACAUCGAGUUGAUCCUGAGCGGGCACCAGCACUUGACCAAGGCGGAGGAGUAUCGCUACUUCAAGCCCUGGUUCGGAGAUGGUCUGCUGAUCAGCAACGGACACCAUUGGCGCCAUCAUCGCAAGAUGAUUGCUCCCACCUUCCACCAGAGCAUCUUGAAGAGCUUCGUGCCCACAUUUGUGGAUCACUCGAAGGCGGUGGUGGCCAGGAUGGGCUUGGAAUCGGGAAAAUCCUUUGAUGUUCAUGACUAUAUGUCGCAGACCACCGUUGACAUCCUGUUGUCCACCGCCAUGGGUGUGAAGAAGCUGCCGGAGGGCAACAAGAGUUUCGAAUACGCUCAAGCCGUCGUCGACAUGUGCGAUAUCAUUCACAAGAGACAGGUAAAACUACUUUACCGCCUGGACUCCAUCUACAAGUUUACGAAGCUUCGCGAGAAGGGCGACCGCAUGAUGAACAUCAUCCUGGGCAUGACCAGCAAGGUGGUCAAGGAUCGCAAGGAGAACUUCCAAGAGGAGUCGCGCGCGAUUGUUGAGGAGAUUGCCACACCUGUUGCCAGCACUCCCGCCUCCAAGAAGGAGGGUCUUCGCGAUGAUCUGGACGAUAUCGAUGAGAAUGAUGUGGGUGCCAAGAGGCGAUUGGCUCUCCUGGAUGCCAUGGUGGAAAUGGCCAAGAACCCCGAUAUCGAGUGGAACGAGAAGGACAUCAUGGAUGAGGUGAACACAAUUAUGUUUGAGGGCCACGAUACCACCUCGGCGGGAUCGAGUUUCGCCCUCUGCAUGAUGGGCAUUCACAAGGACAUCCAGGCUAAGGUCUUCGCCGAACAGAAGGCCAUCUUCGGAGAUAACAUGCUGCGCGAUUGCACCUUUGCCGACACCAUGGAGAUGAAAUACUUGGAGCGCGUGAUUUUGGAGACUUUGAGGUUGUACCCUCCAGUACCGCUGAUCGCCAGGCGUCUGGACUACGACCUCAAGUUGGCCAGUGGACCGUACACGGUUCCCAAGGGCACCACGGUCAUCGUGCUGCAGUACUGCGUGCACAGGCGUCCCGACAUCUAUCCCAAUCCCACCAAAUUCGAUCCGGACAACUUCCUGCCCGAGAGGAUGGCCAACAGGCACUACUACUCCUUCAUCCCCUUCAGCGCUGGACCCAGAAGCUGUGUGGGCCGCAAGUACGCCAUGCUGAAGCUGAAGGUCCUGCUGUCCACCAUCGUGAGGAACUACAUUGUCCACUCCACCGAUACGGAGGCAGACUUCAAGCUGCAGGCUGACAUCAUCCUGAAGCUCGAGAAUGGAUUCAAUGUCUCGUUGGAGAAGCGUCAGUAUGCCACGGUGGCCUAGGAAUCUGGGACUCCGACUACGCAACCGCGAAUCCCGAAUCCCGAAUCCAGCCCUGUAUAUAGAUGAUGAACACCGAUGAAUAUCCCAACCCGACACCUCGAUGACGAACCUGUAAAUCUAAAACACCGACGAAGAACCCAACACACAAGCCAGCCAGAGAGUCAAUUAAUUUUUCUUUCGUUUUUUUCCUCGUUACUUUUAUAUUUUAUCAAUACCUUUUUGUUUGUUGGUCUUUAGCGGGUGGUGCCCCUAUAUAAUGUAUACGUAUAUACUAUAUUCUUUUAACCAACUAUUCAACGCAACUGUUUGUGCUCUUCACCUUUUUAGUACUCCUACUUCUAUCACUAUCUAUCUAUACUUUUUUUUCCUAGCCAUGUAGUGUGAUUUUUUUUCUCUAUUCUAGUAUUUAUUAAGUCAAAUGGUUUAAACGAAACCCAAAAAAUAUGAAAAAUACACGUAUGCGAGGCACGUAGCCGAUAGAGCUGCAAAACAAUUGAAA